Athene cunicularia (burrowing owl) is the source of this 4322-nucleotide messenger RNA. RefSeq names its product TBC1 domain family member 30 (gene TBC1D30). Lineage: Eukaryota; Metazoa; Chordata; Aves; Strigiformes; Strigidae. The transcript has 12 exons. Gene Ontology annotation, cellular component: endoplasmic reticulum. The record is from RefSeq and is a predicted model, not a curated record. Bases 201 to 2453 code for a protein of 750 amino acids.
UUUUACAUACUUAAAACCUUGCAGGAUUAAAGUCUGUUUUUUUUUUUUUUUUGUUUGUUUGUUUUUUAUAUGGCUAUUAAAAUAUAUAUUUAAAAUGUUUGUCUUGAUAUUGUAGAAAGACAAGAAGCUAUGCCUUACAUAAUUUUAAAUAUCCAUUGUAUUAAAUUACUGAUGAAGAAGAAAGAAAGGCUUUAUUCUUUAUGCCAGAAGACUUGAGGGGGACAUGUGGUGCGAUUCUGUGUUCAGCACCUGAGCUCCGGACAGCGGCAUUUGAAGGACCAAAUUGCUGUACAUUCAAACUGUGGGAUAGAAAGCAAAUUAAAGGGGUUGAUACAAAAUUGAAAUUCACUCUUGAACCAUCUUUAGGUCAAAAUGGUUUUCAGCAGUGGCAUGAUGCACUCAAAGCAGUGGCCAGAUUGCCGACAGGCAUACCGAAAGAAUGGCGGAGAAAAGUUUGGCUGACCCUGGCUGAUCAGUACUUACACAGUAUAGCCAUUGACUGGGAUAAAACCAUGCGUUUCACAUUCAAUGAAAGAAGUAAUCCUGAUGACGACUCUAUGGGCAUCCAGAUAGUAAAGGACCUUCACCGAACUGGUUGCAGUUCUUACUGCGGCCAAGAGGCAGAGCAAGAUCGAGUGGUAUUAAAACGUGUUUUGCUGGCUUAUGCCAGGUGGAAUAAAUCUGUUGGCUAUUGUCAAGGAUUUAACAUACUAGCUGCACUUAUUCUGGAAGUAAUGGAGGGCAACGAAGGGGAUGCCCUGAAAAUCAUGAUUUACCUAAUUGAUAAGGUGCUUCCUGAUAGCUAUUUUGUCAAUAAUCUCCGUGCUCUCUCUGUGGAUAUGGCUGUUUUCCGAGAUCUUUUACGAAUGAAGCUUCCUGAGCUGUCCCAGCACUUAGACACCCUGCAAAGAGCUGCUAACAGGGAAAGUGGCGGAGGCUACGAACCCCCACUUACAAAUGUCUUCACAAUGCAGUGGUUUCUGACUCUCUUUGCUACUUGCCUGCCUAACCAUACAGUUCUGAAGAUUUGGGAUUCAGUAUUCUUUGAAGGCUCUGAAAUUAUACUGAGAGUAGCUUUGGCUAUCUGGGCAAAGUUAGGAGAGCAAAUAGAAUGUUGUGAAACUGCAGAUGAGUUCUACAGUACCAUGGGGAAGCUGACCCAGGAGAUGCUGGAAGACAGUCUGAUUGACAGCAAUGAACUCAUGCAGACUGUUUAUACCAUGGCUCAGUUUCCCUUCCCACAACUGGCAGAAUUAAGAGAGAAAUACACAUACAACAUUACUCCUUUCCCUGCAACAGUAAAAUCAACUUCACUUUCAGGAAGGCUGGGCAGAACCAGAGACAGUGAUGAGGAGAAUGACCUGGAUGAUGAAGAUUCAAUUGCCAAUGCAAUUGGCUGUCUUGGACCAUUAAGUGGCUUUUUGGCACCAGAGCUCCAAAAAUACCAAAAACAGAUGAAAGCAGAUCAGAAUGAAGAACAAAGUCUGGGUUCCAGUAACAUUGCAGAAUUAAGUCCAGGAGCAAUAGACUCUUGCCGAAGCGAGUAUCAUGCUGCUUUUAACAGCAUGAUGAUGGAGCGUAUGACCACUGAUAUUAAUGCACUGAAAAAGCAAUAUUCCAGGAUAAAGAAGAAGCAGCAACAGCAGGUUCACCACGUGUAUAUUAGAACAGACAAAGGGCCAGUUACCAGCCUCCUCCCUUCUCAGGUAAACCAUUCCCCAGUGAUAAACCACCUCCUUUUAGGAAAGAAGAUGAAAUUGAAUAACAGGUCUCUCAAAAAUGCUGUUAUUCACAUCCCAAGUCAUGCUACAGGGAAGAUGUCUCCCAUUCCCCAAGAAGAUCUUAAAACAAAACUGAAUUCUCCAUGGCGCACUCACAUACGAGUUCAUCGAAAGAAUAUUGCCAGGGCCAAAGGCCAGCUGGGCUAUGGGGACACUAUAGGACUAAUAGAUGAGCAGAGUGAGAGCUGUAAAACAAAUAGUCCUGGUGCAAAGGAGGAGAUGUCCAAACAUUCUGCAUUUGGAGAAAGAGAAGGAGGUGGUUUGGAUGACAGGACUACUCGGAAAGCUGACCAUCAGUCAUCUGAACCAGUCCCUACGGACAGCAGUACAAACAUGGCAGUGGUUCAGCUAAAACUGGAAGCACUGGAACUCGCCUCAGAUAACAAAACUGAUGCUGAGUCAACAUCCUGUCAGUCCGGCCAGCCACAUUUAUCAGAGUCCUCCAGUUCAUCCAGUGACAGUGGAAACCAGGCUAAAUCUCCCCAGCCUGGGAACCCAAAGCCGCAAGUCUUCAAUCCUUUUCCCUGUGUCAAGCCUCUUCGAAAGUCAGCUACAGCCAGGAAUUUAGGGCUGUAUGGCCCCACUGAAAGAACACCAACUGUACACUUCCCACAAAUGAGCAGAAGUUUCAGUAAGUCUGCCAGUGGCAACAGUGGGACCAGGAAACGAUGAUGUACACUACCUGGCACUUCCUGACAGCAACAAAAAAUUUGUAUUGAUUUUUUUUCUAAAAAAAUGUGUGCGUGUAUAUGUGUGUCCCAAAAUGUUUCUAAUCUUUAAUUAACUAAUGGGGACAGAAGUGGUUACCAGAUGUAUAAAUAUGUGUUUUUGAAAACUGUGCUCCCGUGUUGUUAUGGGAUAGAUUAGUGAAGAUGCUCUCUGGCACCCUCUUGCUGAUUCUGAUGGUUCUGUGGUAAAAUAAACACUGAUUUGCAGCGUGAAGCAUGUAGUUUCUUUAAACCUAACUCAGACAUAAAAUCACUGGCUGCCUUUAACCCCUCAGCCCCCCAUGGCUGCCUCCCGUCCCUUUCAAAGCUUGAAGGGCAAAUUAUGUGGUGCAGCAGACACGUAUAACAGUUUAUAUGACUGCUAUGCAGCUUUCCCAUUAGACCUUGUCAUGCUCUGUGAGUAGCUGGAGAAGCCAUGACUAACAGAAGCACAAGCAGCCCCAGCAAGCGAAAAUAUCGCUUUGGGCCUGAUAUUAUUACCACUUACCUCCUAGGCCAUCUGGCUUCAGACAUUCUUGAGCAGCUUUUUGUGUUUCUCUUCCCACAGCAGUCCUCUGCUGAUAGUGUUUAAUAUGAAUAGUCAGUGAGCAUGAGAAUAGCAGACAGAAGUCCAUCCACAACACUGGUUUGCUCCUUUUCUGUUACAUAUGUACGUACAUACCUUUCUGUUACUGCUGAAGAGUUGCAGCACUUCAAAAUUAGGAAUUGGGUACAGCUGUAUAUGUAGUUGUGUGAAUAUUAUGGAUUUAAAGCUAUUAUCUAAAUUAUAGACUUGUAAUUAAAUCAUAUUUGCCAUCUUAGCAGUAGGUAAAAUAUAUACAAAUUCCAAAGUAGUUUAGGGUUUUAAAUUCUAUUUAUAGAGUGAUUAGAUACUUAGGGUGCCACAUACCAUUAAAAUCCAACAUACUGGCUGCUCUAUAAGUGGAAUGGACCUGUGGGACUGCCAUGGGCUUCCAUGGCUUGGUUCUGAUUUGGUGUGAAAGAACAGUGGCAAAGCGCUGAGUGUUUACUUCCAAAUCAAAAAUCAAAGCUGGUGAAUACCCUAAGACAAGUACAUUUUUCUUCUAUAUAUGUUAAACAGGCAGGCAGAGAAACUAAAUGUGGAUAAUUCAACUUCAGGGUUGGAAAAUUGAGCAAACUCCAAGAAAUUCAGGUUGCUCUUAAAAUGUUACACCUCUGCUGAAAUGUAUGUAUUGACUGUGAUUCAUGACCUUAUUGCUUCCAGGUUUCCCAUAACCUGAAAGUGUCAUUAUUUUUAAACUGCAGUAAAAGUAUUUAUGAUGAAUUGGCCCCAUUGUAUGGAGUAUUUUACUUCCUCUUUUAAAAUUAUUUUGUUAAAUUUGCAAAUUAAUGUAUCGUUGUCUAUUUAUUAAUGUAUCCCAUAACCUAUAGGAUGUGAUACCAGUUUUACUGUAUACCAUAACUUAUAAGCUGUACAAUAUAUCCUAUUGAUUGUCGUGGGGACAGUUUUAUUUUGUUGUUGUUUUAUACAAGUGUAUGCAUAUAAAAUAAUACACAAGUAUGAACACUAUAGAUAUAAAACCGACGUAGAUCAGGUCCUGCCCCUGCCUUAUUUUCAGAUUAUAGUAGUAGUGUCAAUGAUUAUUUAUAGCACUAAGUAAAUUUAAAAUAAUGUAGAAUUUAGUCACUGAUUAUGGACUGUAUGAGAAUUGUUUCUGCCUUGAUUUGAAAGGAAUGGACUUCUCAGAAUUUUAUUGUGAAUCAUUCUCCCCAGUUUUUCUUAGCUUCAGUGUAUCAUGUGGCUGUAUACUGAACCAGUAAAAAUAAAAGGACUGUCAUUCUGCAAAAACUG